AUGGUGCGCUUCUCCUUACUCCUGCUGGCCUCGGCCAUCUCCCUUACCGCAACAGCAUCCUGGCUCAAGCGCGAUACUCUCAAGCCCUUUCAAGAAGGCCGCUUCGCGCCAUCAAAUAAUGCCUCCACCUCGCUAGCAUACGACAACAAUCUCCUCCCGCGGUACUACGACUGCUUACCAGGUGCUCAUCUGUGCGAUGCUGGCCAGUGCUGCGACUUCACCUGUUGCUCGGAUGGAUCCUGCUGUGGGGCCGCUGAGCUUUGCUACAACGACGUGAAGCCGUCCAAGGGACCGACGUACUGUUGCAAAAUAUAUACUGAGAAGGAAUGCGAUACAAGAUGUGUGCCGAUGAUGUCGGAGUGCUGCGGCGAUGGGUACUAUUGUAAAUGGGGUCAUACAUGCAGUGGAAGCUACGACGAUGACGAUGAUGUUGGGAGUGGUGGUGAUUCUGGAGAUUACGAUUCAACGACCUCAUCCACGUCUUAUGAUAUAACGACUUCGUACACGUCUACGGAGCGGGAAGUGUCUACUACGUCGGAAUACACGACUCGCACAGAGGAGCGCACAACGACAUCUGAGAGCAGCACUCGAACGAGAGCAACGGAUACCGAUGACGUUUGGGAGACGACGGAGACGGAUUCAUCAACCUCAACUUCAACAUCGUCUCGCUGGACGAUGACAGAUUUUCCCACGGGGUUGGAUUUCACCCCAGCCCAGAGUUUUGUUCCGGCUCCAGUACCUACCGGUCCAGUGCCUCUUUCGGGAGCAAACAAGAAUAGCUUGUCAAGCCUCGAUAUGGGGUUGUUGGUGAUUGUGACUGGAGCUGGUUGGUAUCUCGCAUUGUGA
Messenger RNA from Aspergillus fumigatus Af293, 846 nucleotides. RefSeq lists its product as uncharacterized. The record is from RefSeq and is a predicted model, not a curated record. Lineage: Eukaryota; Fungi; Ascomycota; Eurotiomycetes; Eurotiales; Aspergillaceae.